GUUCGAAGUAUACGAUAACGUACGCCUGGAUAAUGAUAACUUUUAAACUGACAACAUAUGAAUGUCACAUGCACCGAACAUAACGAGCGUGCAAGUGAAGUUAUAUUUAGGCUCAAGCUAAUGCUAGCAGUAGCAUGCUAGCAUCUAGCAGACUAUUAUCCAUAACAAUGCAGGUACUGGUAGCUAGCUAAGCAUAUUCCAUAACUUGCACGUUUUCUGUGCAAUAAGAUAGGUAACGAAAGCUUAUUUACAACUGUUUAUUUAGCUAGCUCUUUUAGCGGGCAUACAUUUACAGUGCAACACCAAAGUCGCUCAAUGUUUUUGUUGUUGAGGAAACAGAAGGCAGUGGAGCAGCAGUAGUUGUUAGCUACCUAGCUACUUAAUUACUCGUUAAGGUUAACAGCUACUACUAGCUAGGUAGCUAACACAUCUACGCAGAAGAUAACUUGAUAGAAAUGUCUUUCAUUUGUCCGUCUGGAUUGUGCUUGUAAUUUAUGCCUGGAAAACGAUGUAGUCAUAGUUAUCUACAGUAGGUAACGUUAGCUAACGUUGACGCAAAUGCUCAGGUCUGCAAACGUUAACUAGCUAACGUAGCCAACUCACGUCUCACAAUGGCUAACUAGCUGUCCACUUGUGACAUGCUAUAAUUGACUUACAAAGCUCCCUCACAUACCGCUAUCUCAUGCAGUAGCUAAAUCCGUAUUAACAGUGUGAAAAUGCGUUCUUGUUGCAUGUGCCAAUACUGACUACACAGGAAAUCGUUGUUGUGCAUGGGCCAGGUGAAUAGUUGUGGCACUAAUUUUAAUUUCAUGUGUUUUCCAGCUACUGAAAAGUCAUAUGUCUCAUUUGAAGCAUAGCCUUUGAUAUUUAGCUAGAUAUUGGUGCAGGAAGCUCUCUGAUGUUCAGCCAUGGAUGAAGAAGACAACCAGGAUGAGCUGAUCAACCGGAAUGCCUCACACAGAAAAGAUAAAAGGACUGCAGUAUGGGCAAUCUCAGAUGAAGACAGCGAUGAAGGUGGGGAGGAAUCUGAGGGAGCUUCUGACAGUGGUGAGGAGGAGGAAGACCUCGAUGGAGAGGAGGAGGAGGAAGAAGAGGAGGAUGACAGUGAUGAUGGAGAAGAGGACGACGUGGUAGAGGGUGCGGUGGGGGGAGCGUCUACUGACUUGGCAGGUCUGAGCUCAGACGAGGACACUGAGAAAUGCCCCAUCUGCCUAAACUCCUUCCACAGCCAGCCCGUGGCCACGCCAGAGAGCUGCGAACACUACUUCUGCCUCGACUGCAUCCUGGAGUGGUCCAAGAAUGCAAACUCCUGUCCUGUGGACAGAAUAGUCUUCAAUAACAUCUACCUGAGAAAAUGUUAUGGAGGGAAAGUGCAGAAAAUGAUCACAGUGCAGAAACCAGUGAAGGAGGGCCAGGAGGAGGUGAUCGACCUGGAGCUGGAACAGACUAGCUGCGAGGUGUGUGGAGGGAGUGACCGUGAAGACCGCCUGCUGCUCUGUGACGGCUGUGAUGCUGGGUACCACAUGGAGUGCCUGACCCCCCCGCUGGAUGCUGUCCCUGUGGAGGAAUGGUUCUGCCCAGAGUGUCAAGCCAACAACCGCCGUUCAAGGGGUUCAGUGGAAGAGCAGAGCAACACGGAGAGGCUGAGCAGCGCCCGUCCCACAACCAGUCGCUCCCGGCUCCCUGCGGCAGGCCCCACCCGGGCCAUUGCCCGCACCCAGCAGAGUGAGAGGGUCCGCGCCAGUGUCAACCACCACCGCAUCACCCAGGCACGCAUUGCACAGAUCUCCCCCAGCUUUCUGAUGCCACAGACCACCUGGCUGGAUGAGACUAUCAAUGCAGUGGUGGCUGGACUCAACACAGCUGUGUACAUACGGAACCUCACACCCCGCGUUCCAUCCAGUCGACGACGCAGGACAGUAAAGCGCAGGAAAGGCCAGAGUAAGCGGUCUGCCACGGGUGGUAAGGGCAAAGCUGCAGGCACCGGGGUGAGGAGGAGGAAACGGCGAGUGAGAAGGACCAAGUCCAGAAGGAAACUGGUGGUGAAAAAGGAAGCUACGUCACGUGGUCGUAUAGCCCGUAGCCUCGGGAUAGGGAAGCCCAAACGGGGCUCGUCCCUUCCCUCUGUGUACCAACCUUCAGAAACCACUCUGGGCAGUAUGAGGGCUGACAUAGGAGCUGCUUCGCUCUCUGUCUAUGGAGACCCCUACGAUCUGGACCCCUUCACUAGCAGGGAUGAUGAUGAGGAGGAGCAAGCCUCGGCCACGUCAUCACUGCUGGAGGCCAAGAGGCGUGGCUUAUCUCGCUCCGCACUCCUCUCACACCAGCCUGUGGCUCGACCAAUCACUGCUGGCCUCUCUAGGUGGGGCUCGAGCCUUCCCCAGUUGGAGGAGGUCGCAGAGGUGGCCCCAGUGCCUGACCUGCUGGGCAGCAUCCUAUCAGGGCAGAGCAUGCUUCUGAUGGACAGCUCAGACGUAGUCAUUAACAGAGAUGGAUCCCUCAAGGCUAUCAAACCAGUGGGUUUGUCAUCAUCCAUGCCCAGCAGCAGUAGGAGCAGCAGCUCUGGUGAAUCAGUAAUCCAGCUCCACUCAGAGAUGUCCCCUACCACAGCAGCCAGCUCCCUUUGUCUCCCCAUUAAUGGAGACCUGGUAGCAGGACCCUGCCUGUCCCCUCUCACCCCUUCAUCCCCCCACUCGGCCACUUAUCCAACUCCCAUCCUGAGUCACCCACACGUCCCUGCCCCCUGUAGACCUAGUCCUGGACACAGCCACUGGGAGGACACCGGUGUACUACCCCCCCAUGGGACCCAGAGGGCUGCCACCUCCACUCCUACCCCAGACUCUCACUCCAGAGGUAGUAGGGAGAAUGUGCCACCACAGCCCCAGGCUAAGAAGGCCGCUGCUAAACCAGUAUGGGAAGCACCAGUAUUGGUGACGAAUGGCAAUGCCAGCAGAGGGGGUAGUAGUGGUAGUAGUAGUAGCAGUGCUAAUGGUAGUGGUAGUAAUAGCUUGCCUGAUGCCUGUGUGAACAGCCUGGGUGGGAACAGGGGCAGGCAGCAAAGUGUGGACCAGCAGCAGGGCAGGACAGAGGGACAGAGACCAGACAGAGCAGGCCCUUCCUCAGCCUUCUCCAGCUCCUUCUCCUCUUCGUUCUCCUCUUCUGAUUCUCCAUCUAACCCUGCCCGUACCUCUUCAUCAGCAUCAUCCACGGUGUGCUUUCGGAUCAACGCCAGCUCUGUCUGGCACGCCAGAAAGCUUAGCAACGCUUCUGCAAUUGUUGCAGCUGGAAACUGUCUAGAACCAGCGUCUCCGGAGGAAGAGGAGGCAAAGAGGAAAAGAGAGGAGCGCAGGAAGAAACAGAAUCUACUGACGUCCUCACACACACCGGUCAAAGAGGAGAAGGAAGAGGGGGAUAUAUACGAUCCCUUCCAUCCAACUGGCUCAGACAGCGAAGCAGAGAGCCAUGCUGGGGGGAAACCAACCAUGGUGCACAAGGAAGGUCCCAGCCAGCAGGUGAAGGAAGGUCCCAGCCAGCAGGUGAAGGAAGGUCCCAGCCAGCAGGUGAAGGAAGGUCCCAGCCAUCAGGUGAAGGAAGGUCCCAGCCAUCAGGUGAAGGAAGGUCCCAGCCAUCAGGUGAAGGAAGGUCCCAGCCAUCAGGUGAAGGAAGGUCCCAGCCAUCAGGUGAAGGAAGGUCCCAGCCAUCAGGUGAAGGAAGGUCCCAGCCAGCAGGUGAAGGAAGGUCCCAGCCAGCAGGUGAAGGAAGGUCCCAGCCAGCAGGUGAAGGAAGGUCCCAGCCAGCAGGUGAAGGAAGGUCCCAGCCAGCAGGUGAAGGAAGGUCCCAGCCAGCAGGUGAAGGAAGGUCCCAGCCAGCAGGUGAAGGAAGGUGCCAGCCAGCAGGUGAAGGAAGGUGCCAGCCAGCAGGUGAAGGAAGGUGCCAGCCAGCAGGUGAAGGAAGGUGCCAGCCAGCAGGUGAAGGAAGGUGCCAGCCAGCAGGUGAAGGAAGGUGCCAGCCAGCAGGUGAAGGAAGGUGCCAGCCAGCAGGUGAAAGCCCUGUCACUGGAGAGGAAUGCGGGCUCAGGAGAAGGUCUGGAGGUGAAGAGGGAGCCAGAGAACACUGCAAAGCCUAGUCACAGCCCUCACAACCCACCCAGGUCUGUGAUGACUGGCACCAGCACACCUCUGUCCCAGAGCCAGGUCCAUCUGAAGAGGGAGAGGAAUGAGCCAGGCAGUGAGAAAGGGCAGCACAGCCAGACUGGCAACAGUAGAGAGACCCAGAACCAGCAUACUACUCCUUCUUUAUCCAGCUUAGCCUCCAGCCACCACAGAAACAGGAUGGUGAAGACUGAGAUAAAGUCAGAGCCCCAGGACAGCCCCCCCAGGUCCCCAUCCAGGUCUAAAUCAUACUCCAGGCCCCCAGGCCAGGGGAGGAAAACGUCCAAAGGCAGGGGGUCUUCCAUGGAGCGGCGGUCUGCCUCAAACAGUCCAGAGGCAGGCAGGAGGAGGGGAGACAAGGCCCCGGACCAGGCAAGGAGGAAGAGACGUUAUGAGGGGGGUAGGAGAGGAGACAAGGGGCGAGAGAGUUCUAGGCGUUCGGGAUCGAGGGAGAGGAGAAGGACUCGGUCCCGGUCAGACAGCUCUAAUUCUGAUAUCUCUGAGAGGUCUCGCAGGAAGAAGAGACGGUCACGUUCUCCCUCCAAAGACAGGAGGCGCUCCAGGUCAUGGUCAGACUCCAGCAGUAGAGAGCGGUCCAAGAGGAAAAAGCAGAGGAGGGGGAGCAGGGAGAGGAACGAGGGCAGAGGGAGUGAAAGAGAGAAGGGUCGCCCGUCAAAGGACAAGAAGCGUGAUUACUCGCAGUCUCGCUCGCGUUCCCGUUCCAGGUCCAGGGAGAGGAGGAAAGACCACUUUCGAUCACAACCAUCAUCCUCCAGAUCAAAGGACAGGGUUGAGGUGCGGUCGAAAGACCGGAAGAGGCCGAAGUCCAGGUCGCGAUCCAGAGAGAGGAGGAAAGAAGAGGGGUCACAGAGACCACUAGGGUCUUCCUCAACCACCACCUUCAAUAAGCUAGAAGAACAGAAAGAGAAGAAAAAGGUACAAGUUCUCCCCCGCGUCCCUCUGAAAGAGGAGAGCGAGACUAAAGAAGAGAGAAAAGAGCGAGAGAUCAAACAGCAGAUGCUUUCCUCAGGACUCAAAUCUCUCUCUGUCCUCUCUGCCUCAGAGGUGAAAAAGGAGAGUGACAGCAAUGACAGAACAGAGAGACUUGCCUCUCUCUCAACAAAACUACUCAAUGAGUCUAUGCUGCUAAAAGAGAUUAAAAAAGAGAAACCUGCCUUUGAUAUGUUGGAAGAAUCACUGGAUAGUAAACCAAUCAAAAAAGAGAAACCUGUGUCAACAUUCAGCACAGUCAAGGACUUACAACAGCACAAGGAGAUCGAAAAAGAACACCCUUCCGCCCUCAUAAAGGAGGAGUGCGCAGUCUCCACAUCAGACAUAGCAGAUCAAAAAGAUCAGGCGUUAAAGGAAACCAUCACAACUGAGCCCAUCUGGCCUGAGCUGCCUCAACACCUAACCUCCAACAUCCCUGUUCCCCCCACCCAAACUGGCCAAUCCAGCCCAAGCUUCUCAACACUCAGCACACACCUGGUCCUUGCUCCUCCUCAGGCUGCUGAGAGUAUAGCCAGCCAGCAGGGGACCCCAUCCCUGAUUCCUCCUGUACCAGAGGCCCUCACAGAGACUCCUCCACUAGUCCAACCCAUCUCAGUGAACCCAGAGAAGCACGAGUUAGAGGAGCCUUCAGACGAUGACAUGGACGUGGACAUGAUGCUGGACAGCCUGGACUAUGUGAAGACGGAGCCAGGAGGAGAGAGUGGCGAGGCUGGGGUCAAACAGGAGAAGGAAGGAGAGGGGGAGAAGGGGAAGACUGGGGGAGAACUGGUGCCAGUCACAGCAGGUACCAAGGUCAAACCCUCGGUGAAGAGGGUCACCUGGAACCUGCAGGAGCCAGAGGGGCCACAGCCAGAGAAGACUGGCACUAAGCUGUCCCUCUACAAACUGAAGCUGAAACAGGAGGGAGCUCGCAGACCUGCCUCUUCCGCCCAGGCAUCCAGUCAGGAGGCUCCCUUGGGGGCUACGUCACUCACUGACCCCAAGGUCCAGAGCACCAAGAGGGGCAGUGUGUCCAUAACGCUCCCUAGUGCCAUUUCCAGCUCCAGCAGCCUAACCAACGUAGCACUGUCUAAACCUGGGCAGGAGGAACCCAACGAAGACCUGGGAGAGGAUGAUGUUUCUAGGAACGAUAAGUACAUAAAGAAGCUCCACAUGCAGGAGAGAGCCAUAGAGGAGGUGAAGCUGGCUAUAAAGCCGUUCUACCAGAAGAGAGACAUCACUAAGGACGAAUACAAGGAUAUCGUACGCAAGGCUGUCCAGAAGGUCUGCCAUAGUAAGAGCGGGGCGAUCAACCCAGUAAAAGUGGCCAACCUGGUCAAAGCCUACGUGGAUAAAUACAAACACUCCAGGAAACACAGGAAAGUAGAGGAUGGAGGGAAGACACAGGAGGCAGAAAUGGAUAGAACAAAUGACCCAGAGACUCCAUGAGGACCCCGCAUUCAUCCACACGCCCUGGAGACUCAGCUAUUUUCACACUAAUUUGAUUAUUUCUGUUAUCAAAUUGUCACAGGUUGUUAGGGGACUCAAGGACUUUGAGAAAUACUGCCUCCAGAUUGGCUAUUUUAUUCAUUGUUUUUGGGGAUUAUAAAGUUGUUACAUUAUGUUCAUAGUAAUUCACCAUCUCACAAAAUAAUGGAAGAGCCUUUUCGUUGAAAGAUGUGGAAAUAACUUAGUGGACCCAAUGUGGUCUUGCACUUUGAUUACCACUGACUGACAAGCAUUUGUUUUUGAAUUGGAUUUGUUUCAAGAUUCACACAAGGCCAGACCAUCUCCAUGCACUUUGUUUUCAUGGUCUAGCAUGGUCUACUCUUGGAGAGGUUCCCACAGAGAUUCUGUCUUAAACGGACAGCUCUGUCAAAUAGCCUUUCCACCAAGAGAGGUUGAGGAAUAAUGUGAAUGAGCUUUUUCUACAGGCAAAAUGUCUGACAAGAAGCAGUGCUGACUUUUAUUUUUUAAAUGGUGUCUUUUGUAUGGGAGAGGGUUGUUUAUCUGUGGCAUGAGUCCUAAUUCUGUGGUGUCAACGUUUAAUGCUGUCAUUGACAUAUUAGAAGAAGAAAAUAAUGCCACAGUGCAGAAAAAUACAUGUAUGCAAAUUUGUAGAGUAGGAAAGUUAUUUCUGAUUUUAGAUUUGGUGUAAAUCUAGAUUUUGGAUUCACUAUGUAUGCCCUUCCAGUUCAGUUAGCUUCCUACUGAGUAUUCACAAAUGUAUACUGUGAAUGGUUCUGGAUGAAGUUUGUUGUUUUUGUGAAUGUCUCUGUGCUAUGGGAUGGGGGUCCGAUGGAGUGCUUGUUGGCAAACGGUACAGUUAGGCUCUUAAGUUGACCAGUUUCUCACAGCAGGAAAAUAGUCUUGUAGCAACAGGAAAUUUGAAUUAUAAUUAAAUACCAUUUUUGUAGGGGUUGAUACAUUUUUAGUUGGGGCAAAUCAAGCCUGAAAUUUUAAAGUGGAAAUAUCAAACUUUAGAAGCAUUUUUAAACCACGAAUACUCUGCAUGUUUGCAUUUCCUGCUGUGCCUUGAAAUGUCCUGCAACAACAGGGUGAUCAAGUUAAGAUCCUACAUCUGUAUGUGACUACACAUAGUGGCUGUCUUGAGUGGUGUUCAGAUUGAGUCAACGCUCCUCUGGUGUCUCUUGGCAGAAUACCUGAGAUAACACAACUCAGACUUCCCAUAAAACAUGGUUGUUGAUGAAGUUUCUGUUAUGUGUGCAUUUUCUCAAAUUCAGACUAGGCCCAAAGUGUCUACUGGUUUGAAUUCUAAUUUUACUUCAGCUAUUGACUAAGACAUAGGAAACUAGGUGAGACUUUAAUUAAUCAAUUGACAAGUAAUUUGCCAAGGAGGAAUGAAAACUUGCAGCCCUGGGGGACAGGAGUUUAAUACGUUUUGAAGCUGAGUGAAUUCUGCACCUUCACCAUUCUUUUCUGUUAUUUCCGAGUCAAGUGGCUAGUCCUGUUGUGUAUUGGUAUCCUAAGCUAUAGCAUAAGACAAAGCAGACAAUGCCUGUCUUGCAGCUUAAUGUUGUUUGCAGUUAUUCACACUUGUUUAUGAACUCAACUAGUUGCUCACAUUUCCUUUGAAAGAUUGUCUGAUUCAAAAAGAAAAUGUUCCAAUUUGAAUAACAUUUGCAAAAACAAACUGAUUUUGUUUCGUUACUUACAAAUAUCAUUAUACUAGUCGUGGGGAGUGUGUGCAUGGUUAAAUAGCUAACAGUCCGUAGUCAGGGCCAGGAUGUUUUUGAUGACAACAUGACCUGACUAUAAAAAACACGAACGAAGGCCCAAUGUUUUUCCUAGUCAGGUGGCGUGGGUGGGAGAAACUGGCCCUUGUCAUACUGUAUGCAAUUCAUGUCAUCCUUAACACUGUUUCUCAUUGGAGGAGGUGGUUGGCUUCCUUCCUGCUAAUGAAUACUGCUGUCCACUGUGCCUCAAAACAGUUGGCCAUCUCAAUUUAUUUUCAGAUUCCUCUUAAUCUAUUCUAAAAUGUUCUAUGUAGAAAAAUGCUUGACACUGUCACCCGAUCUUUUCCUUCUUUGUAAUUGACGCGUCCAUACUGUGUGUGUUCAGUAGAACGGGGGGGUGGACCUGUCUCUUUGGCUAAGCUUGUCUUGUCCUGCACCUUGGACUUUACGAUAAAAAUGUCAAAUCAAUCCUGGAAUAUUAUCCUCUUGGCACUUCUGUAAACCUGAAAGGACUGGAUAAGUAUAUCAGAGGGCAACAUGGAGCUAUUAUUGAAUUGUGUAUGCUGUACCUAUCUGAUCCUUUCAGAUGUACUUGAAGUGUCCAGGGGUUGAUUGGAUUUGAGCAUGUACUGUACAUUUUUUCUCCCCUUAUUUACUUGACACUUAGGACAAGUGCUUCAAAAGGGGAACACAAAAUUACAACUAAGUGAAAUAAAAGUAAGAUUUGUCCCAAUUUA
This is a messenger RNA of Oncorhynchus gorbuscha (pink salmon), 9075 nucleotides long. RefSeq names its product PHD and RING finger domain-containing protein 1-like. The transcript has 18 exons. The record is from RefSeq and is a predicted model, not a curated record. NCBI's taxonomy places the organism in Eukaryota, Metazoa, Chordata, Actinopteri, Salmoniformes, Salmonidae. The coding region runs from base 909 to 6590 and encodes 1893 amino acids.